This is a messenger RNA of Caenorhabditis briggsae, 1260 nucleotides long. RefSeq names its product Protein CBR-EGL-18 (gene Cbr-egl-18). The coding region runs from base 1 to 1260 and encodes 419 amino acids. Gene Ontology annotation, biological process: positive regulation of transcription by RNA polymerase II; cell fate commitment; negative regulation of transcription by RNA polymerase II. The record is from RefSeq and is a predicted model, not a curated record. Lineage: Eukaryota; Metazoa; Nematoda; Chromadorea; Rhabditida; Rhabditidae. The transcript has 4 exons. Gene Ontology annotation, molecular function: zinc ion binding; DNA-binding transcription factor activity, RNA polymerase II-specific; RNA polymerase II cis-regulatory region sequence-specific DNA binding.
AUGUCGAUCAGUAUGAUGGCGGACGAGCCAACAACGAAAGACGAUAUCAAAAAGCCCUGUCACAACUGCCAACAGUUUCAGACGGAUAUGAUUAAAUCGAUGCAAAUGAUGGCGCAGCGAAUGGAUCGGAUGCAGAAUCAACUUGAUGAACUGAGCAAAAAGCCCAUAUCCACAGCCACGUCAUCUGUGGUUUCAUCCGGAAAGGUUUCACCAUCUCCAGUGUCGCCAGAUCACCAGAUCGUCGUCGAGCAGGCCACCCCACCGAAGCAGAUCCCAGAAAUCGUUGAUUGCAAAGACAAACCAAUGAACAACGGAAUUCCGCCAGGAUCUGUUGCUGCUGUCGUCGUGGCUUCUGGCGCGUCUGGUGCUCGCAAAAGGAAGCCAAAGGAGCACACACCACCGACUGCCGCUUCUCCACUCCCAGACUUCACAAGCUUUGUCAAUUUGUUCGAUCCGAUCACAAUGGCCGCCAACCCGAAUGGAAUGAUGCACUUGCUUUCCUUGGUGCAACAACAAUCACAAGACGGACAACAUUCGGCACAACAGACACCACGAAGAUCGAUGACUCCUCCAGAGGCGAAGCAAGUGAAAAGCGAGCCGAAAUCAGUGGAAGAGGCUUCAACGAUAGAGAAUAUGAAAAUGGAAAUCGUGAAUGAAGAGUCCAGUGAUAUGAUCAACGCGCAUACGCAGAACCUUCUUGACGCUCUCACCGCUCAAUUCUCUACAAAUCUAGGAGGAAACAACGGUAUCGUGAAGCAGCAACGAGUGAAAUCCGAAUCACCAAUCGCCACGUCAUCAACCGCCUCCACCGUUGUUCAACAAGUCAUUGAAGCCGUCGCCACGCCAUCCAGAAGUCAAGAUUCUUCGAUUCUCGACGAAUCCACCUCCAGUGUUGUCGAUCCGAACGCCGCCCGUUGCUCCAACUGCCACACCGACAAGACGACAGCGUGGCGACGAGACUCAGAAGGGAAGCUCGUGUGCAAUCCGUGCGGACUCUACUAUCGAUUGCACAAGGUUCGCCGUCCGAUCGAAAUGCGAAAGAACCACAUCCAACAACGCUAUCGUCGGAAGAACAAGGAGAAGGAUGUUUCCGCUUCCCUAACCGAUCAAGCCCUCCUCAAUCAACUGUUUACCCAAAUGCCAACUAUGGCGACUGGUGGUUCGGGUGCUGGAGGAUCGCCGGCUCUCAGUUUUCUGGAACAAAUCACCCAGUUCACUCAGGCUCAUGAGCUGAUGAAUAGUAGUGCGGCUGGGUUCUAA